CCCCGGCCGGCCGGCAUGGAGCCGAGCUGGCUGCUGGGGGGCGCAGCCCUGCUGCUGCUGCUGCUCCUGCUGCUGCCCGCGCUCCUGGCGCUCAGCCCCGCCGCCCACUUCCAGCUCAAGAUCGGCUUCUACUGCGUCCUGUGCGUGGUGGCCUCGGCGCUGGCCGUCCCGCUCUGCCUGCUGCGGCACGGCGGCCGCACCGUGCGCAACAUGAGAAUCAUCAAAAAUAUCGUUAAGACCUUCAAGUAUAUUUAUGGCCUGAGAUUUGAGGUGAAAGGACUGGAGAACUUCCAGAUCGAGAGGCCAUGUGUCAUCGUGUCAAACCAUCAGAGCAUCCUGGACAUGAUGGGGUUGAUGGAAAUCCUCCCAGAUAACUGUGUUCAGAUCGGCAAGAAGGAGCUGCUGUACACUGGCCCUGUGGGCCUGAUAAUGUACCUGGGUGGCGUCAUCUUCAUUAACAGGAAGAGUACGAGCAGUGCCAAGACAGUGAUGUCCGGGGUUGUCCAGACCAUGCUGGAUGAGAACGUGAAGGUGUGGAUAUACCCAGAGGGCACGAGGAACGGGAAUGGUGACUUGUUACCAUUCAAGAAAGGAGCUUUUCAUAUCGCUGUACAAGCACAGGUUCCGAUUAUUCCUGUGGUUUAUUCCUCAUUCUCUUCGUUUUACAAUCCAGCCAAGAAGCUAUUUAUAUCAGGUAAAAUCCAGGUUGAGGUGCUCCAGCCAAUUGAGACCAAGGGCCUGAAGGACGAGGAUGUCACGGACCUCACGGAGCGAUGCUACUGCACCAUGAGGGAGACCUUUUUCAGAUUAUCUGGCAUGACGAGUGAGGCGAACGGCUCAAUGCAGGGCCCUCAACAAUAGUAUUCCCAAAUAGCAGGGACUGAAAGGACCUAUUUCCAUUGCCAAAAUAUCCAAGGGAUUUCUCCCCUUCCUUUACAGCAGGUUUGGGCAAAUCCUAAACCUCUGCUUAGGGUAACCUUAGUUGACACACCAUUUGUUGGGCCAGUUCUACUGUUCGGUGAAUCUCUUUUUGUGGGUUAUCUCCCAUGGGGAAGUGUCUGCUGCACUCAGUUUAUCAAACACCCUACAAGGGCUAGUGAAGGGCUCUUGUCCUGAUGUCUAGUGCAGUGACCAUUCUGAACUCUUCUGCGAGCUCCUGCCACGCUCAGGUAGCUGGGACACUAGGUGUUGCAGAACACCAUGUUAAGGUCCUGGCACUGAGCACUGUAAGCCUGGUACUUGCCACAGCCAAUCCAUUGGAUGCCGAAGACCGUGUAAGGUACAUCUUUGCAGCCUCCAAAUAAUUAAAACUCGCUCUCAUCCUGUCCCUAGCUGUUGGUGCUUGAGGAGGUGAGGGUGGGAGCAGUUCAGAUGGUGUUGCUCUUGUGGCUGUGCAUUCCCAACACUUACUGGCAGGGACUGAUGCCCUAGCUGAAAUCUUGCUCACAGCUGAAAUCCAGCUUCUAAAGUCUCUGCCCAGUGCUCAGUUCCAUUCUUCCCAGCCUCGAAUCUCACUUUAGACACAAUUUGUUUUUUGUCAAAUCAACCUGUUUGGGUUUUUGUUAAGACACUAAGCACCUGUGAUUCUGCUCAGACACAAAGAUGGGAGACCAACCACUCACCCCUUCCUGAUGGAAUGGCCAAGUCGUAACAGGGAACUGAAAUGUGCAGGAUGCUCUUACCAGAAAUCCUGGGGCAAGCUUUGUACAGAUGUCAGUCCCUUGCUCACUCUCCAGACAGAGUGAAUUCCCCAGCAGUACUUCUGGCCAUCUUGCAGCCUAAGGCUUUCUUCAGGUGGGCCUCUAAACAUGCUUCCUUUGGGUCUCUGGGCUAGGACAGGUGGGCCUUAUGGGGCCAGCUACUCUUGAUGCUGUCCCUUAAUGAAGUCAAGUUUGUGUCCACUGAGUGGACAAGCUCCAUGCAGACUCAUUUAGGGAUGGCGUAAGAGGGGGGAACAUGGAAACCUAAAACACUCAACCAAACCUGUGGUAUAGUGUCUUGGUAGGUUUUUAUCUAAACACUUAGCAUCCCCAUAGAGGUUUGCAUUAUGGCAGCCAUCAGGCUCUCUAAACAAAAUCCCUGGGGUUUGUAAGUGAUGCAUUAACAUGCCAAGAACUAAACUAAAAGGAUGAGACAACCCCACAAGAGACAGGGACUCUUCUCUGCUCAUCCCCAUUGUUUUGCAUUACAGCCAGCGUCCCUGAUUUAGUAUAUACUCUUGUACUCCACGUGAUGGCUUGCCUUUAGGAUAGAGCCAGGUAUGACGGGCUGAGGGAAGGGUAGAUGUGGCACUUCCUUGGUAUUUGUUGCAAUGCUUUCAGUGCUCAAAUGUUUUGUUUAAAGUUGUUUUUAAUCUAGGUUUUGUACCUAGACUCUUCGCUGCUGCUCUUGCUUCCUAAGGGCUAUACUGUGCUGUUCGACACACUGCACAUCGACCAAAAGACAGUGCCUGCCAUACAAACAUGUCUCAGAAUGUUAGCCUUACUAGGACCGUUAGUGUUAGGUGAAAGCCAUGGUGCUGGAGAUGUAAAACAUGCUGGAUGGGAGAGGGGUAUUAUGGCCCUGAAUCAAUAUUUCCUUCGGUCUGAAUUUGCCAGCUGGAAAUAGCAGCUAGAGGGAUUCCUGGUAACUGAGUUUGACUCUCCUCACCCAGCAGUAGAAAUAUAGAGCUCCUGAAAGGGAGUAACAGCAGAGAUGUUUAUGCUCCCUGGGGGAGCAGGCCUUGACCAUGAAAACUCCCAGGGAUUUGCUUAGAGGCCUUGUGGGAAUGUUGCCUCAAGUUGACAAAGGCAGUGCAUCUCUUCAUGUAAAGUAAUCUUGUGCAAUGCAUCAUCCCCAAGCCUCCUGCUCAGUGGGUGGCAUUGGAGAUGAUGAUGCUGUCUCAAUCACGGAAUUCCUAUUUUUUCUAUAAAGGACACCAAAUCGAAUGCUUAAAAAGCACUAAUGCAGAACUGGGAGAAACCAAAUAGAGGAUGCUGGGAGUAGGUAGCUCCACAUGGUUCAGAGCUGCAGCUAGAGCCGUGUUUACAAAUGAAUAUUCGAGCGUCCAUCUGUUGAAAUCUGAUUUCAGUACAGAACCAAUCCUCCUGCUCUUCAGUUCUGAAAUCCAAAGCAGCACUUUUUUUUUCCUUCCAUAAGAACGGCAGACAAAGUGGCUAUAUCCAAAUUCUUGGGGAGAUUUCAUACCCUCCUGCCCAGCAGCUCCUGUGUAGAGUGAGCAGUUGGGAUGGUAGGGUGCUUGUAACGGGUGGAUAUUUUUCUUUGGCCAAAGAUGACUCUGUAUCAGAUGUAUAAAUUUGUCUGUCUGUUUAUGACCGAAGUGGGAAAAGAGAUUGAGCGUGCACAAAGGCAGUUGUCUGCUGUUCUGUUUUUUAGUCGUUUAAACAAUGUAUGUUUGAUCAAAUGUACAUUCUUAUAAAGCAGUUAUUUAAAUAGAAA
Chelonoidis abingdonii (Abingdon island giant tortoise) is the source of this 3438-nucleotide messenger RNA. RefSeq names its product 1-acylglycerol-3-phosphate O-acyltransferase 2 (gene AGPAT2). Gene Ontology annotation, cellular component: endoplasmic reticulum; membrane. Gene Ontology annotation, biological process: phosphatidic acid biosynthetic process. Gene Ontology annotation, molecular function: 1-acylglycerol-3-phosphate O-acyltransferase activity. The record is from RefSeq and is a predicted model, not a curated record. NCBI's taxonomy places the organism in Eukaryota, Metazoa, Chordata, Testudines, Testudinidae.